CUUUUUGCCAGGUUAUUAAUAGGACACAUGCUUAGGUCCAAGGGUCUUGCAUUGGUGGGAGCUGUUUGGAAAAGUAGAAUAUUCAUCAAAACAGUGAAUAAUACUUUUAAUCCACGUUUUCUUUCCUCCUUGGCUUCAACUAUGGCUUAUUCUCUCCGUGAAAGUGGCGCUCCAAAUACCUUGGACUACAGAAUAUAUUUUUGUUCUGAUGGACACGCUAUAUCACCUUUCCAUGACGUCCCACUCUUUGCCAAUGAUGAGAAAACCCUACUGAAUAUGGUGGUAGAGGUACCAAGAUGGACUAAUGCAAAGAUGGAGAUCAACACAAAAGAAGCACUGAAUCCCAUCAAGCAGGAUGUUAAGAAAGGAAAACUGAGAUACGUUAAUCACUGCUUUCCAUAUCAUGGCUACAUCUGGAACUAUGGAGCCUUUCCUCAGACGUGGGAAGACCCUAGCCACAAAGAUGAAGACACAGGUUGUCUUGGAGAUAAUGAUCCAAUAGAUGUCUGCGACAUUGGAACAUUGGCAGCCAAACGAGGUGACAUCAAACAAGUCAAAGUCCUUGGAAUCCUUGCCAUGAUUGAUGAAGGAGAAACUGACUGGAAAGUAAUUGUCAUUGAUGUUAAUGACCCAAAGGCCAAAGACAUGAAUGAUAUUGGAGAUGUUGAAAAACACAUGCCAGGCUUACUUAAGGCGACAGUAGAUUGGUUCAAGAUAUACAAAGUCCCCACAGGCAAACCAGAGAAUACUUUUGCAUUUGAUGGUGAAGCAAAGGACAAGCAAUUUGCCAUGAAGAUUAUCAAUGAGACGCAUGAUUACUGGAAGCAGCUUAUAAUGGAAAAGACUGGAAACAAGGGUGGACUAGCAUGCAAAACGGUAACCAUGACUGACUCACCAUACAAAAUGGCCCAAGAAGAUGCAGAUGCAAUCAUGAAUAAAACUCCACCAGUAGAUCCAGCACAGCCUGUCGCAGAAGAAGCUGACCGUUGGCAUUUUGUAACACGUUCUUGACUGCAUGGCAAAAAAUUAAAGACCAAUGUUGCUUUUUACCACAAGUUGUAGAAUCUUAUAGGCACUGUCUCUUAUUGAAAUUGGUUUGGCUGAUAAUCACCUAGUGGUUUAGUUUAACAUAGAUUCAGCUGUCAGCUAUAUAUGCUUGCUUUGGUGGUGCUCUGGUGAACAAGUACCAUAGUUUUUCACACAUAAUAUCAAAAUCUUAGAUAAAAUAAAGUUGAAAAUCAA
Molecule: messenger RNA, 1242 nt
Organism: Actinia tenebrosa (Australian red waratah sea anemone)
Lineage: Eukaryota; Metazoa; Cnidaria; Anthozoa; Actiniaria; Actiniidae
Biological process (GO): phosphate-containing compound metabolic process
Cellular component (GO): cytoplasm
Molecular function (GO): inorganic diphosphate phosphatase activity; magnesium ion binding
Source: RefSeq, a predicted model, not a curated record